CUUUCUCUUCAUCCUUCCACACGCUCUUUUUCUUAUUUAUCUUAUUUUCCCUCGUACACUGCACUGCUGGGCACGUCCUCUCAUUUCUCUAUUUCGGUUCUACUCACUCACUCACUCAUUCAUUCUUCAGAGCAGCUUCAGACCUUUCUUUUCUCUGAACUACUUGUUACCCUCCUUUUUCACUGUCAACCACCACGAUCUAUCCAUCGUCUCCGAUUCACUUGCACUUAACAUAGUGACUGGACGGUUGCGAAACAUUCUUUCUUCUCACAGGUGCUCCGGUAUCACCUGCGUGCCCCCCCGCUUUACACUUGUCUGCUUCCUCUUGAAGAAGAAUCAGGUUUCAUUCUCAGCGCCCAGAAUCCCAGAGAUCUCAACGCUAGCAUUUACAUCGUUUCCCACUCCGCCGUCAAAAAUCCCUCCGUGCGGUUAAACCAUUAGCUCGAUACUUUUUAACUCCAUUUAUCAUUGUCUCCCAUCAUGAAGUCCGCUUUCGCUACCGCCGCUGCGGUUCUCGCCGGCGCCGCUUCUGCUGCUCACGAGACGGGUACCUUCGCCGUCUUGCGCUUCACCAACGACCAGCUCACUAGAGGUCGUAUGGAUCCCAUCCUUUUCCCUGGUCAGACCUCCACUCAUGUCCACCACAUCAUGGGUGGCAGUGGCUUCAGCACCAAGGCGACCGGAGAGGAUCUCCAGAAGUCAAAGUGCAGCAAUGCGCUUGUCAAGGGCGACAACAGUAACUACUGGUUUCCCACUCUUUAUUUCCAUGACCCCAAAUCUGGGGAGUUUGAAGAUGUUGAGUUCGACUACUUCAAUGCCUACUACUUCUUCGAGAAGACACACGAUGAUAUCAAGCCUUUCCCUGUUGGUCUCCAGAUCGUUGCUGGUGAUGCUAUGACCCGUACCAUGCCCAAGGCUGGCAGCAAGCCCAAUCUUGACCCUUCAAAGGGUCCUGUCAAUCCUGCCAGAAUGACUUGCCCCCGCUUGAACAACGAUUACACGCUCCCAUCUUGGGAUGCCAAGUCUGAUGGCAAGAUGGCUGGUGUAGGUGAUCCUGUCAACAAGGGUGAGGGUGUCGGGUUCCCUGAUCGAACUUGUGAUGGCAAAUACUCUCCCCUCCGAGCUGAUAUCCACUUCCCCUCUUGUUACAACCCCGAGGCUGGCCUCACCGACUUCAAGAACAACAUGGCCUACCCCGAGGACAAUGACGGUUAUCUCGACUGCCCCAAGGGUUGGAUUCACGUUCCUCACCUUUUCUACGAGGCUUACUGGCGCACCGACAAAUUUGCUGGCCGCUGGACUGAGGGUGAGGGCAAGCAGCCCUUCGUCUUUUCCAAUGGCGACGUUACCGGAUACAGCAGCCAUGCCGACUUCAUGGCCGGUUGGGACGAAGACCUCCUCCAGCAUAUCAUUGACACCUGUAACGCUGGUACCGAGGGUAUGGACCACUGCCCAGGCCUCACCUAUGGCCUCAACAAAGGUGACUGCACCAUUGAGUCCGAGGUCGAUGAAAAGAUUACCGGCACCUUGAGUAAACUCCCUGGAAACAACCCUUUGAGUGGAUUUUCUUAUGGCGACAAGGCCCCUUCAAUGCCCUCCGGCGGCGACAAGGAGAGUAGCCCCAGCAAGCCCUCUGUCCAACCCUCCGCCAGCAAGUCGGCUUCUGGGGAGAAGACCACUGCCGUUGAACUUCCCGGCUACACCAAGCCAACUUCUGAUUCCACUGGUGCCCAUGAGGAACCAGUUGUUCCUAAGCCUACUCUACCUUCCCACCCUGCAGUUGUGUCCGAGGCGGCUGCUCAAGCAACUGAUGUUCUCUCCAGUGCCCCUAAGCCAACCGACAUCUUCGACAAGCCUGAAAAGCCCAAGAAGUGCAAGACUAGAGUUCAUACCGUCUGGAACACCGUGACAGUCACACAGACAGCCAGUGUGCCUGUCCAGACUGAGGCUGGCACUCCUAGCUACAAGAGAGAUCAUGUUCGACGACAUGCUCACCACCAUGGCAGUGGACACAACCACCUCCGCCGCCGUAGCCACCUCCGCCGCUAAGCAUUGCUUACUGGCGAACUGGCUCUGCUAAUAGCAUACUUUGAAUGGCAGUCUAGGUGGCAGAAAGAUUUUCUCACAUUUCUUGUGAUGGUGCAUCUACGGAGCAUCUUGUAUAGGGGUCCAGUGACCACUUGGCUUCCUUGGACCGGAAAAUAUAAGGUUGGCGAUUUCAUGGACAGGCUUUUUGAUUCAAGUUGCGUGGUGCAAGGGAAUGGAAUUGAGGGGAAGGAAGAAAGUUUGUUGGAUGAUUCGCUUCUACACAUGUACAUUUAUGGAGGACAUACCUUGCUUGCCAAGGACCCAAAGCGCUUGAGCGCAUAUCUUUUGCCCGUCAUGAAUCCAGGGCAUAUGCGAAAUACAUUCACUCGCAG
Molecule: messenger RNA, 2420 nt
Organism: Fusarium oxysporum Fo47
Lineage: Eukaryota; Fungi; Ascomycota; Sordariomycetes; Hypocreales; Nectriaceae
Product: DUF1996 domain-containing protein
Exons: 2
Coding region: 481-2049 (522 amino acids)
Source: RefSeq, a predicted model, not a curated record